GGAUAUAAAACCUCCUCGGCGGGCUGAUGCAAUACUGGAAGAUACAGAAAGAAGAAGCGUCAGUGACGGAAAACCAGAUAAAAAAAGCUGCUAGCGUCGACCAGAAAAACACGUUUUUUGCCAAAUCUCUGAAUCUUAUUUGUCAAUAGGUAACCGAGUAUGCCAGUCUUCAGAGCCCUUAGUAAGGUGGCAAAGCAGGCCCUGCUGACCCCUGCGUGUGGAUGCCAGUCUCUGACUGUAGCGAUACGCAACAUCAGCUUUUCCCCACGUCAGGUCACCUCUGGAUCUGAUGCCAGCUUUCAUUCUGUGUCUUUCUCUGAGACGGACCACCCCAAAGUUCUCAUCACAGGUGGCCUCGGGCAACUAGGGGUUGGGCUUGCUAAACUCUUAAGGAAGCGAUUUGGAAAAAACAAUGUGAUCCUCUCAGAUAUCAGGAAACCACCAAGCAACGUAUUUCACAGUGGACCCUUUAUCUACUCUGACAUUCUGGACUACAAGAACUUGCGAGAGAUUGUAGUAAAUAACAGGAUCACCUGGUUAGUGCAUUACAGUGCUCUUCUGAGUGCUGUCGGGGAAGCUAAUGUGGCACUGGCACGAGCAGUCAACAUCACAGGACUGCACAACAUCCUCGACAUUGCAGCAGAACACGGGCUUCGGCUCUUUGUGCCCAGCACCAUUGGUGCCUUUGGACCAACUUCACCUCGAAACCCCACUCCUGACCUCUGUGUGCAGAGACCACGUACCAUAUAUGGCGUCUCUAAAGUCCACGCGGAGCUUAUGGGAGAGUACUACCACCACCGCUAUGGCCUCGACUUCCGCUGUCUGCGGUACCCCGGUAUCAUCUCUGCAGACUCGCAGCCCGGCGGUGGCACAACGGACUAUGCCGUGCAGAUUUUCCAUGACGCCGUCAAGAAUGGCAAGUUUGAGUGCAAUCUAAAGCCAGAUACACGGCUUCCCAUGAUGUACAUUGAUGACUGUUUGCGGGCCACGGUGGAGGUGAUGGAGGCGCCAACGGAAACACUCAGUAUGCGCACCUACAACAUCAACGCCAUGAGCUUCACUCCAGAGGAACUCACAAAUGAGGUCCAGAAACAGCUUCCUGACCUUCAGGUCACAUAUGAGAUUGACUCUGUACGACAGGCUAUAGCUGACAGCUGGCCCAUGAACUUUGAUGACUCCAACGCCCGCAAUGACUGGGGCUGGAAGCACGACUACGAUCUGCCAGAGUUGGUCCAAACGAUGCUCAACUUCAUCGGCUCAGACUCCCGCAUCGCUCAGGCCAACUGAGUCUGCUCAUGGACAA
Messenger RNA from Rhinichthys klamathensis goyatoka, 1303 nucleotides. It is a transcript of the gene tdh, whose product is annotated as L-threonine dehydrogenase. The record is from RefSeq and is a predicted model, not a curated record. Gene Ontology annotation, molecular function: L-threonine 3-dehydrogenase activity. The coding region runs from base 160 to 1287 and encodes 375 amino acids. Lineage: Eukaryota; Metazoa; Chordata; Actinopteri; Cypriniformes; Leuciscidae. The transcript has 9 exons. Gene Ontology annotation, biological process: L-threonine catabolic process.